AUGGGCAUCGAGAAAUACAAGGGACGCGUCGCACUGGUUACUGGCGCCAGCGCAGGCAUCGGUGCUGCCAUAGUGCAGGCGAUGCUGAAGCAUGGACUCACUGUCGUGGGAAUGGCCAGGAGAGCCGAAAAAGUUAAGGAGCUUGCACUCAAAGACGCGCCAGGGAAGCUGUACGCCGUUGCCGGAGAUGUGAGCGACGAAGCCAGCAUCCUGGCGGCCUUCAAGUGGGUCAAGGACAACCUGGGUGGCGUCGACAUCCUCAUCAACAACGCUGGUGUAUUUCCCAUUACUAGCCUUACGGAUGGCAAGACGGAAGACUGGAAGCGCAUCCUGGACGUGAACGUGCUGGGUCUGAGCAUCUGCACCAGGGAGGCCGUGCAGGACAUGCUGAGCAGGGGCGUCGACGACGGCUUCAUCAUCCACAUCAACAGUGUUGCAGGACACACACUGCAGCUUACAGAUGGUAAAGCGAUGUAUGCUGCCAGCAAGCACGCAGUAAAAGUCCUGCUCGAAGGGCUGAGAAAGGAUCUCGUGAGCAAGGGUAGCAAGAUACGAGUUGGGUUUUCCUGA
Messenger RNA from Schistocerca serialis cubense, 570 nucleotides. Its product is annotated as dehydrogenase/reductase SDR family member 11-like. The record is from RefSeq and is a predicted model, not a curated record. NCBI's taxonomy places the organism in Eukaryota, Metazoa, Arthropoda, Insecta, Orthoptera, Acrididae. The transcript is spliced from 5 exons. Bases 1 to 570 code for a protein of 189 amino acids. Gene Ontology annotation, molecular function: oxidoreductase activity.